CCAUCACCUUUCUUCAACCACAAGCCUCCUACGUCAUUUAGAUCCAAUUAUACCUAUAAAAAUAUGCACUAUAAAACAAGCACCACCACCACCACCACCACCACCAAGUUCACCGAAAUAAUGGCUGCAGCUGCUCCACUUGCAAUAGGCACAAGGGGCACUGUAGGAUCUUUGGUGAGGAAGGAAAUUGAGUAUUUCACUAAGCUUGAGCUAGACCGCAAUGGAAGCUCAAGGAAGCCUAGGAGCCAUGUUGUUGAUAUGGGUUCUUGCGGUCGCAGUAAUUCCAGGUCCGGUUUCUGGUUCUUGACAAUGACAUGGAAAAGGAAGAAGCCUAAAGUCAGCAGGGGGUUCCUACCAAGGAUAUGUUCUGUUUCGGAAGUUUCAGAAACUAAUCGGCUUAAUGGGAUUUCUGGCUUCAAUUACAUGAUUCUUAAGGAUGAUGUGAAGUACUUCGAUGUUUAGAUGAGGUUCUUGAAGAGAUGACUGUUUUUCUCAGCUGUAUAUCUAUGCAAGUUUGUAUGGAAACCCCAGGCUUUUUCCAAAGGAUCUAUUGGAAACUCAUCUGAUCUGACAUUUGGUCUUGUCUUUUAAGAACUCCAUUAUCAUUACUUGGUUGCAGUCAUCAACUUCCAUAGAGUUGGCGAGCAGUUUUGCUUUACCUAUUCAGUUUAUCGUUGCUGCUCUCUAGAUUCAAAUCCUUCUGGUUCUUUACCAUCAUCUAUAGGUUCCAAGAAAAGGUCUGUAGAAUCAUCCGACAUGUGAAAGAACUGGAUUUAUGAAGCUUGUUAUAUAGAUUUAGUGUUCAAAAACGAUGAAUUAAUUAUGCAUGAACAACAUUGUUGUAUAUUUUACAUGCAAAUUGAAGAACAUUGUUGUUAUA
Messenger RNA from Ziziphus jujuba (common jujube), 880 nucleotides. RefSeq lists its product as uncharacterized. Bases 64 to 462 code for a protein of 132 amino acids. The transcript has a single exon. The record is from RefSeq and is a predicted model, not a curated record. Lineage: Eukaryota; Viridiplantae; Streptophyta; Magnoliopsida; Rosales; Rhamnaceae.